Rana temporaria (common frog) is the source of this 1860-nucleotide messenger RNA. It is a transcript of the gene RMDN3, whose product is annotated as regulator of microtubule dynamics 3. Gene Ontology annotation, molecular function: microtubule binding. The coding region runs from base 118 to 1512 and encodes 464 amino acids. NCBI's taxonomy places the organism in Eukaryota, Metazoa, Chordata, Amphibia, Anura, Ranidae. Gene Ontology annotation, cellular component: mitotic spindle pole; spindle microtubule; cytoplasm. The record is from RefSeq and is a predicted model, not a curated record. The transcript is spliced from 13 exons.
CGCAUGCGCAGUGCCCCGGCAUGUGUCCCAGGCUUCUCUGAUCUCCACUUCCGCAAGCUUCGGACAGCAGCCGAGGAGGAGGCAAGAGGCGGAGGAGGCGUUGGAUAGGAAGACAGUAUGUAUAAACUUCUUUUUACAUACCGAAUUGGACUUGGAUUGAUUGCUGGUGUCGCCUCUGGAGUUGUAGUUUACUUGGUGUAUCAGAGACAUCGGAAGGAGAAGAAAAAGGUUUUCUCAAAGCAAAAUGGAUAUCGUAUACGCACACUAUCAGAGCGUGAUAAUGUCGCUACGUCAUCAAAUUAUUCACAAGCGCUAUCAGGAAGGGAAGAUGUGGUGGUUGUAUCUCAUGGGGAACAGAUGGAGUUGUUGAACCGCCUGGACUAUGUUCUUGGCAGCAUUACAGAAGUGAAGCAGGAGGUUGAAUCUUUGCGGAACAGUCUUCAUGGGUUAGCCGAAGAUAUUGUAGGAGAAAUUCGGUCGUACCUGGAAGAGAACCAGAAGACCAUCCGGCGACGGAGAGUCUUCCCCCAUAGAGAGAGGACCGAUUCUACUGGUUCCAGUUCUAUUUAUUUUACUACUAGUUCUGGGGCUACACAUACCGAUGUGGAGAGUGAAGGGGGAUACACUACAGCAAAUGCCGAAUCUGACUAUGACCGGGAAAGUAGUAAAGCGAGUGAGGAAGAGGAGGAAGAUGAAGUCAGCUGUGAAACUGUGAGAACAAUGCGGAGAGAAUCGGUGGAUCUUGUGACAGAUGAUGAAGCAACAAUAUUGGUCACUGACCCUGUAGAUGGAGAGUUAAUACUUUUGAUACAGAGAGCUGACCAGUUGCAUAGUGGUGAUGCUGAGCAGAAGCGGGAAGGAUUCCAGUUGCUGUGCAAUAAUAGAUUACUGUUUGGGGAACAGCAAGACUUUCUGUGGAGACUUGCACGCUCCUACAGUGAUAUGAAUGCGCUUACUGAUGAUUUAACAGAGAAGAAAACCUUUGCCUUAGAUGGGAAAGAAGAAGCUGAGCAUGCACUUCAGAAAGGAGGCCAGAGUGCCGAGUGCCACAAAUGGUUUGCCAUCCUUUGUGGGCAACUAUCCGAGCAUGAAGGCAUUCAGAAGCGCAUUCAAAUUGGAUACAUUUUUAAGGAGCACAUUGAAAAAGCAAUUACUCUACAGCCUGAUGACUCAAAGUGCUAUUAUCUCCUUGGCCGUUGGUGCUAUCAGGUCGCUAAUCUUGGAUGGUUGGAGAGAAAAACUGCUUCUGCCUUGUAUGAAACUCCACCAAGUGCUACCAUUGAUGAGGCUCUGCAAAACUUCCUAAAGGCUGAGCAGCUGUCCCCGGGAUUUUCCAAAGCUGCAAGGGUUUAUAUUGCAAAGUGUUAUAUGGAUCUGGGCGACCUCAGUAGGGCUAACGAUUGGAUGAAACUGGCAGUGGAGCUUCCAGAUCUAACAAAAGAAGAUACAGAAAGCGCACCCCUCCUGGAGGAGCUGUUGAUGUCUGCAGCUACAGAAAACGAUCUAUUCUGACUACCUCUUCGGAAUCGCAUAUACAUAUAUACUUUAUGGAUUUACAUGCUUUAGAUCCAUUUUUCAUGAAGCUUUUAAUCUUAGGGCAAAUACUAUACCAGUAUGAAAUCAAAUUUCAGAUCUUAGAACCUAAUCUGAAAUUGUAUACACAAGUUUAGAAAACAGAAACUGUGCAGAGUUUUUGUUUUAUUCUUAUUCAGGCUCUAGUGAUGUAUGUAUUUUUUGGAGAGAAUAUGAGCGCUUGGUAGUAAUAUUGGUGAAGUGGAAGGUGUGUGUGAUAUACAGUAUCUCACAAAAGUGAGUACACCCCUCACGUUUUUGUAUUUUAUUAUAUCUUUUCAUGUGACA